AUCAACAAAAAAUUUUCAGUAAUUUACCGAAAAAAAAAAUAAUUUGACCUAGCACGCCGAAAAAAGAAGUUUUCUGCACUUACAGCACGCCUUGAACAAAUUGCAACCUCAGCAAAAAUUGCAAACAAGAAAAAAAAUUUAAAAGGAACACGUACCCUAAACAGCUUGUUAUAAAAAUAGCAUUGACAAAAGCCACGAAGGCAGCUAGAAAAAUUUAAAAAUCAAAUAAAUCUAUAGCUAAUUGUUUAUAUACACCGUGAGUUCUAGACCAUGAAGACACGUUUAAGCGAAAGGUUAAAAAUAGUGACAUUUUCAUGGUCAUCGUUGCUAUUAUUGAUAAGCAGCAGCAUUUGCAUUGCCUCUACUAAUGCUGCCGAUAAUAAAGACAAUAGUCUACAGGUAAUCUAUGCUGUUAAUGCCGGUGGCUAUGAUCAUAUUGAUAAACAUAGUAUACACUAUGAAUCAGAUCCCUUAAAUGUGGGCACUGCCUCGGAUUAUGGUAAUCAUUUGUUGAUUAUUGGCAGAGUACCGGAACAGGAUGAGGUUUUGUAUCGUACGGAACGUUAUCACACUGCCACUUUUGGCUAUGAUUUACCCUUGGAGGGGGAUGGUGAAUAUGCAUUAGUGCUGAAAUUCUGUGAAGUGUAUUUUAAUGAACCAAAUAUGAAGAUUUUUGAUGUUGUGCUAAAUCGUAAACACGAAGUAGUCUCUAAUCUGGAUAUAUUUGCUCAAGUAGGACGUGGUACUGCACAUGAUGAAUAUGUCUAUUUUACCGUAACACGAGGCAAAUUACACUUCAAAGAUGAAAUUUCCGAUAUACGCAAUAAUUUGGUGCGUUUGGAAUUCAUAAAGGGUUCCUAUGAUAAUCCCAAAAUCAAUGCCUUUGUUCUCUUCAAAGGCGAUGUCAGUAGAAUACCCAAAUUGAAACCGCUACACAAUGAGGCCAUCAUACAAGAUGUUGAUUAUAAAGAAAUGACGGAACAGCCUAUAACAACUACAGCCAGUAGCAUUAAGAAAUCGGCCAAUAUUAAAAGAUCUUUAGCCGAGGAAAACAAGAUACCAACGCCACCCUUAGAGGAGGAUAAUACUUUGGCUAUGGAUGAUGAUGAAGAAGAUUUCGAUUUGUCCUUUACGGAUAAUCGUAAAAAUAGUAAAACAAGUGGUCCUCGUCAACCGAAUCCCUAUACUAUGGAUGACUCGAUGGUUUUAAUGCCAGUUUUUAUAGCAAUUGGUUGUUUUAUACCUUUAUUGUUCUGUCUGUGUAAAUUAUGAGUUGAUUGAGGUUCCAACGAGAAUGACUUUUCUGUCUUAGCUUUAUUUAAACAUCGAUUUAUUUUAUUUUCAAACUGUAGUGGUAUGGAAAUGCAAACCAAGCGGUCCUGCAAGUUUAAUGUUCUUUUUGCUUAUUUUUUUCUUAUU
Molecule: messenger RNA, 1419 nt
Organism: Lucilia cuprina (Australian sheep blowfly)
Lineage: Eukaryota; Metazoa; Arthropoda; Insecta; Diptera; Calliphoridae
Product: malectin-A
Exons: 3
Coding region: 271-1272 (333 amino acids)
Cellular component (GO): membrane
Molecular function (GO): carbohydrate binding
Source: RefSeq, a predicted model, not a curated record